ACCGCAGACCUUCUUUGGCAAACGGCCGCCCUCGGCCGCCGGUGCCCAUGGUGGCGUACUUGGGACGUGCCCCCGCGGCGCUCGGGGAACGCUGCGUGGGCGGCAAGCAGGUGCGAAGGACGCAGUGGAAAGGCAGCAGCGGUGGCCCCAUCGAUUUGGAUGUGGAGGGCAUCCUUGAGCGGGUGGAGAUCCAUCCUCUCAAGGGCCCUAAGCUCCUCCAGGCCGACGGGAGCGAUGGCUACUUCCCCGAAAUCCGACAAAGACCUUGGGACCAGAUGCCCACCGCGGACCAGCGCAUCAUGGCCUAUCGAGCGGCCAAGCAAAACCGAUCGACCAAGGCCCUCUUGGCAGACCAGCAGGCUCAGGCGGAGUGGAGCAGCAUGCCACCCGCCGAGCGCCUCGCGCGGCGGUGCGCCACGGAGAUCGCCAGGAAACCGAAGAGUUGGAAGCCCAUCAGCCAUGAGACGGUUCGGGACAAGCACACCCAGAAGUGCAAGGGCAUUUUCUACAACAUGGAGUUUCCGUGGUCGGAGAACACCCUCAAGGAGAUGGGCCCCCAAUGGCUCACCAAGGCUUUCCACGCCGCGGGCACCUUGGACGAACGCAACGCGGUGACCGAGUUGAUUCUCGAGAAGCGCAAGGUGACUGCUGGGAACAACUCGGGCAAGUUCUUGUUCGAAGUGAGGUACAAGUGGCAAACUCCUGAUUUGCAUCGUCAGCUCUUCGCGAAGAUCCCCUUCCCCUGCGAGGGACCCACGCGGAACGAUCGCAUGAGCAGCUCCGUGAACAAGCAGCCCAUGGACUUCUACGAAGUGAACUGCUACCGCAUUUUGGAGUCCACGAUGCCGGUGAAGUUGCCGAAGUUCUACUUUGGCGACAUCAGCAACGAGUCCUCCAAUUUCAUCCUCAUCACUGAGCGCGUGCAGUUCGCUGGCAUGCCACCCUUGCCACCGAUGAUGAUUGAAGGUCCCUACGAGAAAUGCAAAGACUUUGACAUGGGGGGGCAGUGACAAAGAGCACUAUGCCUUGCUGUUCAAAGUCCAUGCGACGUGGGUCGCAGUGGAGCGGGAAAGUCUGAGCGGCGGUGAAGUCUUGACCCGACCCCGACCCUUGCUGGCCCCGAAGUGGACGAUCCCCUUGCAUCCCAAAGAGGAUGUCAUUCUUUGUUCCAGGGGCCAUGCAGUGAACUUCCAUGAGGGUUGUUGGGAGGGUAGAGGAGCCUCUAUCCAAUCAUGCAAGUGGAAGGCAUGCCUUUUCAAGGCACGCUCCUUUACAAACAGGUUUUGUUUCAUGUCCCUCUUUCAUGAGCCUUGGAUGGAGGCCUGCUAGAGUCUAGAGAAAUGGUGCCUGAACCAAGCAGUUUGCAGGUUUUUCCACUGGG
Durusdinium trenchii is the source of this 1381-nucleotide messenger RNA. NCBI's taxonomy places the organism in Eukaryota, Dinophyceae, Suessiales, Symbiodiniaceae. The record is from the annotation of a GenBank genome assembly.